AUGCCAGCGAAGAAAGGCAAAAACUACUCAAACAAGACCGCAGUCGCUAACAAGACCACAUUUGACGUUCUGGUCACUGGCUUCGAAAUGUGGUCCGGUCAUCCAAACGAGCCAAAUCCUUCACAGCUCAUAACAGCAGAUCUCCCAAGGAAGAUUGAGAUCAAGCAACCGGGCAACGCAACCAUCAAUGUCUCUGUAAACUUCAGCAACGAGCCGGUACCCGUGAACUUCGCAGGUAUCGAUGCUCUUGUGCCAAGGCUGUUCGAAGCCAAACGAUACGAUUUUGUCAUUCAUACUGGAGUCGCACCUAGUAUCAAAUGGUAUGAGAUUGAGACAUCUGCCAGGAGAUCUGGUUACAAAACCAAGACCGACUUUGGCGAAAAGCCUCCCGGCGAGGAGCAUCCAGGGUAUGGCGGCCGGGAAGAACCUGUUCGGUUUGAGACAUGCGUGUUGGACCUUGGCGUCGAAACCGUCCUGAAGUCAUGGAAGGAACAGUGCACGCUCAAGGAUGCAGAUUUGCGUAUCUCACGGGACGCUGGCUUAUUUGUGUGUGAGUAUAUCACGUAUGCGAGCUUGGCUUAUCUGCGCUACAACAAAAAUCACUUACUACCACCUGAUGAGCAGACAGGAGUGGCAUUUCUACACGCUCCUGCGAAUGGAAGCGAAGGAAUGGUACGGAGAGGAAAGGAGGUAUAUAUUGCUUUGAUCAAAGCCUUGAUACUAUCAAAACUUGGCCACUGA
Messenger RNA from Recurvomyces mirabilis, 741 nucleotides. RefSeq lists its product as uncharacterized. The coding region runs from base 1 to 741 and encodes 246 amino acids. Lineage: Eukaryota; Fungi; Ascomycota; Dothideomycetes; Mycosphaerellales; Teratosphaeriaceae. The transcript has a single exon. The record is from RefSeq and is a predicted model, not a curated record.